This is a messenger RNA of Megachile rotundata (alfalfa leafcutting bee), 2079 nucleotides long. Its product is annotated as luciferin 4-monooxygenase. The record is from RefSeq and is a predicted model, not a curated record. Gene Ontology annotation, molecular function: CoA-ligase activity. NCBI's taxonomy places the organism in Eukaryota, Metazoa, Arthropoda, Insecta, Hymenoptera, Megachilidae.
AGUUCGAAAACUAUUUUACAUUGAAAUCGCGUGGACCUCACAAGACUACUUUGCAUUCAAACUCGAAUGAUAUCGGUGUAACUCUCUCUCCUCAUCAUGGUAUCCGAUAAAGAGAAAAACAAUGCCGUGCUGCCGUUUAGGAUCGAGAACAACAUUAUGAAGGGGAAAGUGGUGCCGUUCAAGAGUCAGUAUACUAGCGUUGGAAAGUUGAUGUACGACUCCAUGAAGAAUAACUUUAAUCUUGUGGGACAGGUUUGCACGAUUACCGAUGUCGAGGACACUUUCGGAGAGAUUCUAGAUCGCUCAAUAAAAUGUGCUCUAUGGAUGAAGAAACAGGGAGUGGGAAACAACGAUAUUGUUGUUAUUUCCUCGCAUAAUCAUCGUGAUAGUUUUAUUCCUGGUAUCGCUGCGUUAUUUAUUGGUGCCGUUUGCAACCCAUGGCCCUCAGAUAUGAACACACAGGUAGCACGUCAUUUCAUGUCGAUGAUGCAGCCGAAACUCAUCUUCGCCUGCGAGAAAUCAGUUCCUGUCAUAUUAGACGCUGCCAAAAUCGAAGGUCACAACCCAAAAGUGGUGACAUUCGGUGAUUACCUUGGGACGACACCGUUCAGUGAGACCUUGAAGGGUCAUACUAAACUUGCGAUAUCGAAUUUUAAAUGCAGCGAUAUAGAUGAUACUGAACAGAGUGCUGUGAUUCUGUUCUCUUCCGGAACGACGGGUUUACCGAAAGGUGUACAGUUACCUCAUCGGGCGCUGUUGAACAUCAUGGAAGUGGACGAAGGUCUUGCUGUCGCUUCACACGUGUUGAUGUGGCUGACCUCUUUGUAUUGGCUCACUGGUACUUUGCUAAGCAUUAAACACAUCGUUGGUGGGGCGAAGAAGGUCAUUUCGCCAGAAUUUGAUGAGGAGACGGUUUGCAGGCAUUUUGAGAAGUACAAGGUAUCAUGGACAAUGUUGAGUACCAGCAUGGCGAAUAGACUUGCCCGGUUUAGUCGUUUGCAUGAGUAUGACCUUUCGUCCUUGAAAAUUUUGUGCACGGGUGGUUCCGCUAUGGGGAAGGAAGCUGAAAUUUUGUUGAGAAAGGCUUUUCCUACUACUAAGGUUAUACAGGGAUAUGGUAUGACAGAACUUGGCAAUUUAAUUUCUGCACAAGACGUAGAUUCUACACCAGGCUCCUGCGGCUUAGCAACCAUAAACACCGAAAUAAAAAUCAUCGAUCCUGAAACCGGGAAAACGUUAGGUCCGAAUCAGAGCGGUGAGGUCUGCAUUAAAAAUCUAUCAAUGACGUCGGGGUAUUACAAGAAUCCAGAAGCUACCAAAAAUGCGAUAGACGAAGAUGGAUGGUUACACAGCGGAGAUUUAGGCUGUUUCAACGAGAAAGGAGAGUUGUUUAUCAUUGACCGGUUAAAGGAAUUGAUUAAAUUUCAAGGAUAUCACGUCAUACCAACUGAAAUUGAGAGUUUGUUGCAGUCACACCCUGCUGUUUUAGAAGUUGCAGUUGUUAGUAUACCUCAUCCUAUUGAUUGUGAACACCCUGUUGCUUUUGUCAGUAAAAUACCAAACAAAGAGGUGACAGAGGAAGAAUUGAAAAAAUUAGUAGCUAAUAAUUUAAUGGAUUACUGUAAACUACGCGGUGGAGUGAAAUUUAUGCCGUCUCUGCCGCACACUGCUUCAGGAAAAGUUGCGAGAAAAGAAUUGAAAGCGAUAGCAAAAACGAUGGCAGUUAAUUAAUUAGAUUGUACAUUAUGCAUUAUUUUUUAUAGAAACGAUGCCGAAUUGCCUGAAGAAGAAGAACAGCAUUAUUGGCUCAAAAGUUACUUAAGUAGGAUAAGAAGUUUAUUUUUGUAAUAAAUUAAAGAUAAGAAAAAAAGUAUUAAUCUGUAUAACUUUUUUCGCGACUGCGGGCGAGUAGCGAAUUUUAUACACAUGUAAAGUGUUUUCUGAUAAGUAUAAAAAUAUCAAUUUCGGAGAGUACAUAUGUAUUGGUUUAUAAGAAUAAUAUAUUUAUUUAUUUUAAAUUGAAAAACACGACUAGAUAAGUUUUAAUUCAUAUACAUAAAUGUAUUUUUGAUAUUUAAA